Messenger RNA from Lutra lutra (Eurasian river otter), 6877 nucleotides. It is a transcript of the gene STX6, whose product is annotated as syntaxin 6. Gene Ontology annotation, biological process: Golgi vesicle transport; intracellular protein transport. Gene Ontology annotation, molecular function: SNAP receptor activity. The coding region runs from base 239 to 1006 and encodes 255 amino acids. The transcript is spliced from 8 exons. Gene Ontology annotation, cellular component: membrane. The record is from RefSeq and is a predicted model, not a curated record. Lineage: Eukaryota; Metazoa; Chordata; Mammalia; Carnivora; Mustelidae.
GGGGAGGAGGCGGGCGCGGGGGUCGGCGUCAGAGUCGGGGGUUCGGUCUGCGGGGCCAUCGAGUGCUGGACCGGCGGCGGUCCCGUGCGACCCGGCCUGCGCGCGCCAGCUGCUCUGGGUUCCUCGGGCCGAGGCCCCGGCGGCUGCGGCAGACUGGUGGGGUGGGCAGGAGGAGGUUCGGAGGGCGCGGGCGCCCUGUGCGCGGAGCGGGCGUGAGGCAGCCGGGCUCCGGGACGCCAUGUCCAUGGAGGACCCCUUCUUUGUGGUGAAAGGAGAGGUACAGAAAGCAGUCAACACCGCCCAGGGAUUAUUUCAGAGAUGGACAGAGCUCCUCCAGGACCCCUCUACGGCAACAAGGGAGGAAAUCGACUGGACCACCAAUGAGCUGAGGAACAACCUCCGGAGCAUAGAGUGGGAUCUCGAGGACCUUGACGAGACCAUCAGCAUAGUUGAAGCAAAUCCUAGAAAAUUCAACCUCGAUGCAACUGAAUUGAGUAUAAGAAAAACCUUCAUCACAAGUACUCGGCAAGUUGUCAGGGACAUGAAGGAUCAGAUGUCGGCUUCAUCUGUGCAGGCAUUAGCGGAACGAAAAAAUAGACAGGCACUCCUUGGGGACAGUGGUGGCCAGAACUGGAGCACGGGAACGACAGACAAAUACGGGCGCCUCGACCGCGAGCUCCAGUUAGCCAACUCCCAUUUCAUCGAGGAGCAGCAGGCACAGCAACAGUUGAUCGUGGAACAGCAGGAUGAGCAGUUGGAGCUGGUCUCUGGCAGCAUCGGGGUGCUGAAGAACAUGUCCCAGCGCAUUGGAGGGGAGCUGGAGGAGCAGGCCGUUAUGCUGGAUGACUUUUCUCAUGAGUUGGAGAGCACUCAGUCUCGGCUGGACAAUGUGAUGAAGAAACUUGCAAAAGUAUCUCACAUGACCAGUGAUCGGCGCCAGUGGUGUGCCAUUGCCGUCCUCUUCGUGGUCCUGCUGGUCGUGCUGGUCUUCUUUUUAGUGCUGUGACGGAAGCCCUGCGCGGCUCCUGCGGCUCCUGCGCACGGACCCCAGGGGAGGCGGGCAGCAGCGCCCCGCGUUGCCGUCUCCUCACACUCCUGUCUGGAAAACACAGCCUGCACUGACCUCCCUCCUCGCGACCCUGCCGUGGAGACAGCGGCGCUGCCCCGGCGCUGGCAGGGCACUGGGAAGAGGAGGCAGACGACUGUGCGCGCCUGGCACCGCCUGUCCUGAGGACGGCUCGCCGCUGCUUUGCCUCCGGGGCCCGGGCCCCCAGGACAGCCUCUGAGGAAUCCAGGAAAGUUCGCGACUCAACUAGUGCUUGCUGUUGCUCAUUCCAUCCAUCUCUGACCACUCCUUCCCCCGCCCAGACAGCACACCUGUGCCCUCCGGGACCGCGCUGGCCGCACCGGCUCCUGGGCGGGUCUCCUCUCCCGUGGCGGCAGCGGCCCCGCGGCCCGUGACCCCCCCCCCCCCCAGAGCUGGUUGCUAUUGGGGACAGAAGGCCCAGAAGCAGUUUGUGACAGAAAACGCAGUGGUCCAUUUUUCAGGGAUAAGUGCUGGGAUAAAAUUGCUUUUCCAGGCUCAUUAUUCUGUGGUAGAAACAACUAAUGGAAAAUAAUGGAAAGAAAGCACAAGGCUUUGGGGGUGCCGACAGCUGGUGGCCUGAACCAAAGGGAGGAGGGGGCAGCGGGACCCAGGGUUUGCACAGCUGAGGGGAGGGUGGACGAGGUUACUGGAGGCCAGAGCCUUGCCAGAUUCGUGUCACUACCCUGGGGCUGCUUGUGUUUCUAGGAUGCCCCUUACCUGUACGGCUGCUGCACAGCUCAGCCGCUCACUUGGAUGGUCUGGACCCAGGGCCGGUCUGGCGGCCGGUCAGGUCAUUGCUGUGGCACUCUGCGUGGGGGGGGAGGGGCGGUUAGUACACUGGCAGGUACAGCGACACUCACUCAGAAACCGUAAUGACCAAAAAGGCUAGUUCUGGACCAGAUUUCUCUUGACCUGGGAGGAAUGGCAAGAAUGGCUGUAGGUGAACUUGGGUGGGGUUUUUUCCCCCCGAGAUGACAACUCAGUUUUUUUUAUUACCCAUUCAAAUAACUGAGCCAAUUCAAAUUUGAAGAACGGAUGCUUUAAUUGAGUUUUAGUAGCUGAAACUGCUGAGAUGCUAAACUUCAAGCUUCCGAUGACUUCUUAAACGCCUCCAGCGUCCUGGCGUCUGUAGGAUAUUUUUAUCACCUCCCCGAUGCCGUCACCGGUGUAGAGCGCCAGCCGACCCGGAGCCCGGCGGCAGAGGCCACGCUCUCCCCACCACCUUCUGCACUUGGAAAGCACGGCAAUGUCUGGAUAGAGCUCUAGCUUUGACUUCCUGUUUCCUCAUUUUAUUGGGGCCCAUUCCUUGGCACACUUUUUUUUUUUUUUCCUUUUUCCCUUUUUUCAUGUUUUGUCUAUAUUUCUUGGGGGUAUUUUUGCUUAUUUGCUUUGGGCUUUUCCCGCCCUUUUUUGUGAUUUGCAAUGAUGUACUUGCCCAGCUGACUUAUGAAUUGCACUUUUUAAUAAAUAUUUGUAACAGUUUUUUAAAGAAGGGUAUUUUCUCAUGGUUAGGAUCACGGUAGGUAAGGAAAUCUGCCUCUUGCUGAAAGCUAAAAGCAGAUUUUUAAAACCAAAAGGGUGGCUGACAUCCACGUUUACACUCUAUUUGAUAUAUAAAUAAGUUAUUUUUUUCAAAUUAGCAAAAAAAAACCCAAGAUUACUACAAAGGGCUUCAGACAUAGGCUACUAGAUUAUUUGUUUUACAAGUUUUGAGACUCAUUCAAAUAGUUUUCUCUAAACUUAGAACAGGGAUGGUCCUUAGAUUUGCAUUAAAAUGAACAGGUCUUUGUCCACCGUACAUGGGGACCUUGUCUCAGUACUGUAAUCCACACUCCGCGCUACAAGAGGCGGCUGGCAGCCUAAUGACCUGUAUGAUCAUGCCAUCCAAAAGCCGUGCUCUUCUCCUGCUAUUACCAGGUUUACUGUGCCCCGCACCACUGUCGCGGGUGUCCUUGGGGCCUGUCGGGAGCGUGCCUGGUCAUUAAUGGGUAAGAUGCUUCCUGAGGUCGGCGGGUCAAGUGUUGUGACCCGGGUAAUUACUAAAUGUCCGGAGAGAUUUGGAAUUGGCGCGAGGACCUCACCUAAUUUCACAUGUUUGCUAAGCAGUGGCUAUUGUAGACCAGACUCCCGCUGAAGCUGGCCAGGGAGUUCCUUAGGAGGAGAAGGUUUACUUCAAGAUGCGAGCAGUGCCUGCGUUCCCCCGCGGGCGCCCCGUCUCUGGCCUCGCAGGAACCGCUCUUGGACGGGCAGCCCCUUACCGUGAUCGUCCACGUUGGCUCUGCUCCCAACAGAGCUUCCGGCCCCGCCAGCGUGAUCCAGGGUCUGACCCUGUUGUGCCCGAACUGGGCAUCGCUGCAGACGUCUCCGCUCAGAAUGCAAACGGGGCAGCCCGAGGGAACAAGCCAGGGGCUUAGGUUGAUUUUUGAGAACAAUGUUUCUUCAUCAGCGAUCCUCACACUGCCGGGCUUUGGGGGGGGGGGGGCACCUGCGUGGUCCCCGUGCCUGUAAAACGGGGAGAGAAGUAGACCCCGGUGACCCUCUGCCCUGCUCAGAGGCACAUGCUGUAGCGUGCGGGCUUCUCCCCACAGCCUCGGCGCCCCGACACAUGUCAUUUCUAAGGAACUGGCGGGAUGUGAUGGAUACAAGAGAGCUCGGCUUACAUUUAUCGGUUUAUUGGAAGAAGGUUUUUCUAAUCAGCUGAUUUGGGGGGACAGGUGGGGGGAAUGAAGCAUCGAGAGAGUUUGCCAGAGUGGGGAUCCAGCUGGAAAACCAAAAUACCUUUCGUUUUCAGUCCCGAGUUUCCAUCUCGCCUUUGUGCGGACCACGCGCCCCGGCGCUGGGUGGUGCCCGCUGCGGGGGGCCGCUGGGAGUCGCAGCCGCGUGUGCCGCACGAGGAUCCUCACGCCAGAGCCCAAGGGAGGAAACUUGGGAGCUUGCCCAUUAUCCUCCGCUUCUAGCCAGAGUUAAACAGACUGAUGGGUCUGGUAGCCAACCGCUUGGCAACUCCCACUCCUUCUCACCUCGUGAGAUUCGGGGCUGUGAAGAGAAAUCUAGUCUGACUGCAACAGAAAUCUGUCUCUGCGAAGUGUGGUACCUUCUGUAAGCGACGGUGGCAGAGCCAAGAUCUUUCUCUUGAUAAUUUCCCUGGCUAUAAAGUGAGACCGUUACCUUUCUAGAGAAUUCAUCGCGUUUGAGGAUCUGCGACCGGCGUGACACGCGGGAGCGGCUCUGAGGCGCGGCGGGCUCCGGCGCGCGGCUUCUCCUCGGGUCGCGGGAUGAACUCGGAAGCGGAACUGCCGCUGGCCGGCCCGAGGGCGGAAGUUGGAAGCCACGGAGUGCGCGACCCGCCCCUUUGUCUUCCUCUCGCGGGCAUUUCUUUCCCUCCCAGGUUUUUUUCUUUUUUAAGAAUAACGUUUGUGAAAAGCAUGUUUUUUCACCAAGAGCAGAGAGAGGUGAAACCAGAGGGCUCGCAGACCUCCAGCCCCUCCGACACGCCGCGCUGUCGCCGACCAGUCCGGGCGGGAAGACGGCGCCCCCGUGAGCGGCCCGGCGGGGGCACAGCCACGGGCUUCUCCCAGGGCCUCUGCUUCUGAGCGGGGACAGCUGCGUCACCAGGCGAGCCUGUCCUGCUGUCCUUACCGCCCCCCUCCACCCCGCCUUCACAGACAUGCUUACGCUUCAAGGGAGAAGGUCUUACUCUUGCAAGGCCCACAGCAGUCCGCUGUAGGGGAGCGUGGACACCGGCCUCGCCGAGGUCCCUCGCUGUGACACUCUGAAGCUGCCGUCAGGUGUCAGGUCCAGAAAAUCAAGAGAAUUCUGCGUAGAACAGCCGUUCAGACAGACUGGGAGAGCCGUGCAAUGAACCUCCGAGGCUCCUGCUCUUAAGGCUCAGGGCCGGGUCCCUCACGGCAGGGCUGAACCCCGGGCUGGCUGGCUUCUGGGGUCAGCGUCCCCGACGGCGCCAUUGGAAGGGCUCAGACCACUCAGCUCAGCCGUCUUGUUUUAGGCCGAGCCUAGCACGGCUCCCCACACAGACACGGAGAUCGUUUGUUGCACUGCGUUCUGGACUUGGACCCCAGGGAGCUCGUGCACAGCUUGGGACAAGUGACCUCGGUGACAUAACAAGGUAGGCCGGUAGUGACCUGUCGUGCGCAUCCCUCACCCCAACCAUCUGAUGUUUUUUGCUUUUGGAUAAACACUGAAGCUUUGAAAGCCCCGGCGGGGCCUGGGCCGUGUUGCUGCCCUCUAGCUGUAGGCGGGAGUUCGUUAUGUUCUGGUCUCUUUGCCCAUACAGGUGUGUGGCAAGGCGGAAAGAAAGAAGAACUUGGUUUCCCUGCGACAUAAGCUAAUGUGUUGGUGCUGUUUUCCUUCCCAUGUGACCUUUGUCCAGAAAUGCCCUUCCCCAAGGCUGUGUAGAGGGGAACUCUGCUGAGACAGUGAUUGUCCCAGUCACCUGCCCGGCUGCUUGGCAUGGACCUGUGAGAAAGUGUAUUUUAUCCUUUUCUUUUCUUUUCUUUUCUUUUUAAGGUUAGGAGUUCUUGAACCCAGAAGCCACUCGAUUAUCCAGGGGGUGUUAGAAAUAAGACCCCCAGCCUCACUGUUCGCUGAGCUCUUGGACCUUGUUGUGUAGCUCGGUGUCAGCCCAACGUGCCACACAGGCCAGGCUUUCCAGGCUGAGACCACGUUAACCAUUGUUCUUUCUGCUCCGCAGAAAGUGGGUUUUAGCUGAAACCCUGCUCCAGGCUGGAAAUCGCAACCCUGUAGGUGAAGUCUGCCCUGGGAGUGGCAGACGUCCUAGUCCUCGGGAAAAGAAAGUAUCCGUGCGGGGUGAGGACAGGCCAGCCAGGUGCCUCCCAGUAGAAUAAGUUACUGGAACUUGCUUGUAAGCUUGAUGUGCUUCCGUCCUAGGUUGACCCAGGCUGGGAGAACGCCCGGGUGAGGGUGGCCUGGAAACCAGGAAAGGGCCAAAGACAGCAAGCUGUAAAUGAUUGUGGAUUCGUUUUUUUUUUAAGUGGAAAAAUACGCUUUCACUAGCUCAUAUGCAAUCAGAAAUUAGUGUAAUGAAAAAAUGAAAUGUGUAAUACCUGGCAGUACUCAGCCAGAUUAAACCAUGGAAUCUUCUUUUGAAAGAUAAAUAACCUACAGUGUUUCAUUUUUAAAUAACUAGAAGGUACAAACUAAAGAAGUGAGAUCAAAGAUUAGAAUUGCAGAUGCCCAGGUGACUUCCAGGUGGUGCCCCCCAUUCCCCUGCUAGUCCCCAUGAGAAGAGCCCGGUGGUCCUGGUGCCAGUCAACACUCCUCACCACAGGUAGAUGCGUCUUGCUUUUUCUACAGGCCGGGUCUCUAAGUGCGGUGUGGGACCAGCCUCAGCAGCCAUCGCCCAGGAGCUUGGUAGAAAUGCAGGUUCUUAGGCACCCUCCCUGGCCCUGCUGUAUCACAGGCUCUGGGGCGUUCACAAGCCCUCCAAGGGGGUUCUGACGCCCCGUCUAGUUUCAGAAUCACUGCUACUGCGUCGUGGAAUUUAGGCUACAGUAAACCAUCCCUGCAUAAUAAAACCUCUUCUGCAGCUUUGUGUGUAAUUCUGACAUUAAACAAACUGAUGACACUACACACUUGAAAACUUUUUAAAAAUACUGUGUAAGAAAAAUCUCAACUAGCCGUCUUUCAAAGUGGUAUUUUUACACCCUGGAGUCUAUCAGUAAUGUUUCUUACUUCUGCUCUUGAAAUCAUGUUAAAGCUGUACAAAGAAUACUACUGUUCAGUAUUAAAAGAGAAAUGGAAAGACCAUGA